UCUUCUCUCUCCUCACAAACCCUCUCUCUCUCUCUCUUUCACUUUUCCCAACUCUCUCUCUCUCUCUCUCUCUCUCUCUUGAAUUUUGAAAGAUGGCUCAAGAAGAGGUACAGAAAUCAGCUGAUGUGGCCGUUCCGGUGACGAAGAAACCUAUGACUGAUAAGGAAGUUAAUACUAUUCCUACCCCUGUGGCAGAGCAGAAGGAUGCACCUCCUGCCUCGGAUGAGAAGGCGGUUCCGGAGAAGGAGGAGUCUCCGGUGGUGGAAGCGGAGAAAUCUGUUCCAGUGAAGGAAGAAGAGACGGCUGUUGUAGCUGAGAAGGUGAUUGUUCUAACGGCUGAGGAAGUUCAGAAGAAGUCACUUGAAGAGUUCAAGGAGCUUGUCAGGGAGGCUUUGAACAAACGAGAGUUCACUGCUCCCCCGACGCCGGUGAAUGAAGAGAAACCUGAAGAGAAGAAACCAGAGGAGGAAACUAAAACAGAGGAAAAGAAAACAGAGGAAAAGAAAGAAGAGACCUCGACUGAGGUGAAGGCUGAAGAAGAGAAACCUGUGGUUCCAGCGGCGGCUCCGGCAGAGACAAAAACCGAAGAGAAAGCAGCAACUGAAACAACCGAGAAAGCCUCUGGUGCUGACGAAGAUGGAACAAAGACCGUUGAAGCCAUCGAAGAAUCGAUCGUCUCAGUUUCACCACCUGAAUCAGCCGCCGCACCGGUCGUAGAAGAGACCAUAGCCGUCGCCGAGGCUGAGCCAGUUGAGCCAGAAGAAGUCUCGAUCUGGGGAGUCCCACUCCUCCAAGACGAGAGAUCUGACGUGAUCCUCACGAAAUUUCUCCGUGCAAGAGACUUCAAGGUCAAAGAAGCUUUAACUAUGCUCAAAAACACCGUCCAGUGGCGUAAAGAAAACAAGAUCGACGAGCUCGUCGAGUCUGGAGGAGAAGAAGAAGCUAGCGAGUUCGAGAAGAUGGUGUUCGCUCACGGUGUUGACAAAGAAGGACACGCCGUGAUCUACAGCUCCUACGGUGAGUUCCAGAACAAAGAGCUAUUCUCCGACAAGGAGAAGCUUAACAAGUUCCUCAACUGGAGGAUUCAGCUGCAAGAGAAGUGUGUGAGAGCUAUUGACUUCAGCAACCCUGAGGCUAAAUCUUCGUUCGUUUUCGUCAGUGACUUCAGGAACGCUCCAGGACUUGGGAAGAGAGCGUUGUGGCAAUUCAUCAGACGCGCUGUUAAACAAUUCGAAGACAAUUAUCCUGAAUUCGCCGCUAGAGAGCUAUUCAUCAAUGUGCCAUGGUGGUACAUUCCAUACUACAAAACAUUCGGAUCUAUCAUCACAUCGCCAAGGACUAGGAGCAAGAUGGUCCUUGCUGGUCCAUCCAAAUCUGCCGAAACAAUUUUCAAAUACAUAGCUCCUGAACAAGUCCCGGUUAAAUAUGGCGGACUUAGCAAAGAGGUUCCUGCAAACACUGUAGAAACCGUAACCGAGGUCAUCGUUAAACCGGCAGGAAACUACACCAUUGAAUUGCCUGCUUCUGAGGCAUGUACGCUCUCAUGGGAGCUUAGGGUUUUGGGUGCAGACGUGAGCUACGGAGCUCAGUUUGAGCCAACCAUCGAAGGAAGCUAUGCUGUGAUCGUCUCUAAAACCCGGAAGAUUGGGUCAACUGACGAACCGGUGAUAACCGAUUCUUUUAAGGUGGGUGAACCGGGUAAGAUUGUGAUCACAAUCGAUAACCAGACUUCCAAGAAGAAGAAAGUGCUUUACAGGUUCAAAACUCAACCAAAGGUCUGAUCUAUCCAAAUCCAAGGAAGAAGCAAAACAAAAGGAAAAAAAAAAUGUUAUUUUGUUAUUUGGGGAAAACAAAUUUUAAUUUAUUAAUUUAGUUUGUUUAUUUAUUAUGUAAUUUUGAAAUCUCAAGAAGUGGUUGUGUUUUUGCUUUGUUUUGGUAUUGGGGGUUGUUUUUGUGUGUGAAGAAUAUGUGAUUACAGUUCAAAAGAAAAAGAACUCUUUGUUUCGUUAUUUUUUUUUUUCCUUUAACUUUUUUGUUCCUUACUUUCGUUUGUAAAAUCGUGUAAAUCUUAAUGCAUUCAUUACUUUUUUU
Camelina sativa (false flax) is the source of this 2091-nucleotide messenger RNA. Its product is annotated as patellin-1. Lineage: Eukaryota; Viridiplantae; Streptophyta; Magnoliopsida; Brassicales; Brassicaceae. The record is from RefSeq and is a predicted model, not a curated record. Gene Ontology annotation, molecular function: lipid binding.